This is a messenger RNA of Lolium perenne, 2730 nucleotides long. RefSeq names its product ABC transporter G family member 6. The record is from RefSeq and is a predicted model, not a curated record. Gene Ontology annotation, molecular function: ATP hydrolysis activity; ATP binding; ABC-type transporter activity. Gene Ontology annotation, cellular component: membrane. Lineage: Eukaryota; Viridiplantae; Streptophyta; Magnoliopsida; Poales; Poaceae. Gene Ontology annotation, biological process: transmembrane transport.
AGUCUUAACCAUACCUCGAGUUGCCUUGGAGAAGAAGCGCCAUCGCAGACCCCACCCCACGCCGUCCUCUCUUCAGAACCACUUCCUCACCGGCCCCCUCCUACUUAAACUCUCGGCUUUCCCUCGCUUACCUUUGCGCCAGUAGACACCAUCGAGCGAGCUAGCUAGCUGCUGUGUACAUGCAUGCCAUGGCGCGAGCCGUGCAAGAUCGCCUCCCGUUCCUCGCAUCGCCCCCGCCGCCCGCGCCAGCGCCGGCGAGGACGAGGAACCCGUCCCUCUCGGAGAUGCUCAGCCUCGUCAGCGCCGCCACCGUCGACCCGGCAGGCACGGACGACGACGCUUCCGGCUCCGGCUCCGUGUUCUCGCUCGCGAUGCCGCAGCCCGUGCCUUGCGGCGUCGACGACGGUAAUGCUGGCUGUGCCGCGCCGGGCCGGACCAUCCAGUUCCGGCUCGCGUUCACCGACCUGACGUACAGCGUCCGGCGCUCGCGCCACGGCGGCGACGACGCCGAUGGGAAGCUCUGCCUUCCCGUGCAGCUUCGGAGCGACCGCGUCACGGCGGCGGCCACCGACGCGCACGCGCCGCGGACGAAGGCCCUGCUGGACUGCGUCUCCGGGGAGGCGCGGGAGGGCGAGAUCCUGGCCGUGAUGGGCGCCAGCGGGUCCGGCAAGUCCACCCUCAUCGACGCGCUCGCCAACCGCAUCUCCCGCGACGCGCUCAAGGGCGCCGUCACGCUCAACGGCGAGCCGCUCACGGGCAACAUCCUCAAGUCCAUGUCCGCCUACGUCAUGCAGGACGACCUGCUCUUCCCCAUGCUCACCGUCACCGAGACGCUCUCCUUCGCCGCCGACUUCCGCCUCCCGCGCUCGCUCUCCGCCGCCAAGAAGCGCUCGCGCGUGCAGGCGCUCAUCGACCAGCUCGGUCUCCGCGCGGCGGCCGACACCAUCAUCGGCGAUGAGGGACACCGCGGGGUCUCUGGUGGGGAGCGUCGAAGGGUCUCCAUCGGCACCGACAUCAUCCACGACCCGAUCCUGCUGUUUCUGGACGAGCCCACCUCGGGGCUCGACUCCACGUCCGCGUUCAUGGUCGUCAAGGUGCUCCGCCGGAUCGCUGAGAGCGGCAGCAUUGUCAUCACCUCCAUCCACCAGCCUAGCCAGCGCAUCCUCGGCCUCCUCGACCGCCUCAUCCUCCUCUCCGGCGGCCGCACCGUCUUCAGCGGAGCCCCCUCCUCGCUCCCUCCCUACUUCGCCGAGUUCGGAUUCCCGGUCCCGGACGACGAGAACCGCGCCGAGUUCGCGCUCGAUCUCAUCCGCGAGCUCGAGUCGUCGCCGACGGGCACGAAGCCUCUCGUCGACUUCCAUCGCACGUGGAAGGUCAUGCACGCGGCGAGCCCCGACGCGGCUGCGUGGGCGCCGACGAUGUCGCUGAAGGAGGCCAUCAGCGCUUGCGUCUCGCGCGGGAAGCUGGUGUCGGGCGCGGACGUGGCCGCCGGGGAGAUGCGCACGUCGUACGCGAACCCGUUCUGGGUGGAGAUGAAGGUGCUGACGAGGCGGUCGGCGCUCAACACGCGGCGCAUGCCGGAGCUGUUCCUCAUCCGCCUGGGCGCCGUGGUGGUGACGGGCGUGAUCCUGGCCACCGUCUUCUUCCGUCUCGACCAGUCGCCCAAGGGCGCGCAGGAGCGGCUCGGCUUCUUCGCCUUCGCCAUGUCCACCAUGUUCUACACCUGCGCCGACGCGCUCCCGGUGUUCCUCCAGGAGCGCUACGUGUUCCUCAGGGAGACGGCCUACGGCGCGUACCGCCACGUCUCCUACGUGCUCUCCAACGCCAUCGUCUCCUUCCCGCCGCUCGUCGUCCUCUCGCUCGCCUUCGCCUUCACCACGUUCUUCGCCGUCGGCCUGGCCGGCGGCGUGUCCGGGUUCGCCUUCUACACGCUGGCAAUCCUGGCCUCGUUCUGGGCCGGCAGCGGCUUCGUGACGUUCCUCUCCGGCGUGAUCCCGCACGUCAUGAUCGGGUACACGGUGGUGGUGGCCAUCCUAGCCUACUUCCUGCUCUUCAGCGGCUUCUUCAUCAACCGGGACAGGAUUCCGGCCUACUGGCUGUGGUUCCACUACAUGUCGCUCGUCAAGUACCCGUUCGAGGGAGUGCUGCAGAACGAGUUCGGCCGCGCCGGCGAGUGCUUCGUGCGGGGCGCGCAGAUCUUCGACAACUCGCCCAUCGGGAGGCUGCCGGAGGCGGUGAAGGAGAGGGUGCUCGCGUCCAUCAGCUCCUCGCUCGGGUACCGGAUCGCCCCCGACACCUGCGUCGCCACCGGGAUGACCGUGCUGGGGCAGGUGGCCGUGACGCAGCUCGGCAAGUGGGAGUGCCUGCUCGUGACGGCGGCGUGGGGAUUCUUCUUCCGGAUCCUCUUCUACUUCAGCCUCGUCCUCGGCAGCAAGAACAAGAGGAGGUGAUCAUGUUUCGUUUCGUACAGGGGCGCCCGCGCGCGCGUAUGCAUACGUUUGAAUCCAAGCAAAAGGGUGACAUGACUAAGUUAUCAGCUACAGGUUUCUGCAAUUGUUAAACAGAUUUGCUUUUGGUUAUCUUUUCUUUGUGAUUUUGCAAGUCAAAUAAUUAAGUAGGUUUUGCAAGUAUACAUAUGCUUCCUAUCCACUAUCCUUUUUGUUCUUCUUCUUAGACUGUUGUAGCCAUGUACAAUUAUGAAAAUGAAGUAGCACUGGUUUGUUCCUUGCU